ACCUUUCCUCCCCACUCUUCUGCAACUCUCCCAUCAGGACCACAGGACGUGAUGCACUGAUACACACUUUGUAUUCUGGGAGUGAUUGUGACGAGCUAACGCGAGAGUGACUCAAACCCGAGGGGGGUGGGGGGUGGGUCAGUUACUAAACUGUGUUUUUGUUUGCUUAUAUAUAUACAUUUUGCAGCAUCAAAUACAUCUAAGCAGCAUCGUCCUGUGUUGUGUUUUCCCAUAUGUCGCGCAAGCAGGUCGACCAUGACUACAAUCUCCGUAGUAUGAGCAACCUCAUGGGCGAGCGCAGGAAGAAAGUGAGCGACGGAGGAGAGCGGAGCCUCAUCAGGGCUCCGUCCAGCGCCAGCAUCACCAGCCAGGGCGCCUUCGCCGGGGCUUCCGCCGCCGGUGCGCCGGCGGCACCCCCGUCCUCCACCGGGGAACUGGAGAGGGCUGCGCGCAAGCAGUUCCAGCAGGAUGUCACUCCCGGCUUUGUCUACGUCCUGGCCGCGUUCUCCGCCCUCGGGGGGUUCUUGUUCGGCUACGACACCGGGGUGAUCUCCGGAGCGAUGCUCCUGCUGAAGAGGGAGCUGGACCUGAGCGCCCUGUGGCAGGAGGUGCUCAUAUCAAGUACUGUGGCCGCGGCCGCCCUGUCCGCCCUGCUGGGGGGCUUCCUCAACGGGCUCUUUGGGCGCAGGGUGUGCAUACUGCUGGCCAGCUUCUUCUUCGCAAUCGGGGGGGUCGUGCUGAGCACCGCCCCUGGCAAGGAGGUGCUCCUGGCGGGGAGGCUCAUCGUUGGUGUGGGGCUUGGUAUUGCGUCUAUGACAGUGCCUGUGUACAUUGCUGAGGCAUCUCCGCCCCACCUAAGGGGUCAGCUGGUAACGGUUAACACCCUCUUCAUCACCGGUGGACAGUUCACUGCCAGCCUCAUCGACGGCGCCUUCAGCUACCUGCAACGGGAUGGCUGGAGGUACAUGUUGGGUCUGUCGGUGCUCCCCGCCGUGCUCCAGUUUAUUGGAUUCCUCUUUCUGCCUGAGAGCCCUCGUUGGUUGAUCCAGCGUGGGCUGACCCAGAAGGCCCGCCGCGUGCUCAGUCAGAUCCGCGGCAACCAGAACAUCGACGAGGAGUACGAUAGCAUCAAGAACAGUAUCGAUGAGGAGGAGGACAGCGGAGCAGAAGGCCCUGUGAUUUGGAGGAUGCUGACCUACCCCCCUACUCGGCGAGCCCUCCUGGUGGGCUGCAGUCUCCAGAUGUUCCAGCAGCUGUCAGGAAUCAACACAGUCAUGUACUACAGCGCCACCAUUCUGCAGAUGUCAGGAGUGCGAGACGUCAGGCUGGCGAUCUGGCUGGCGGGACUCACCACCCUCACCAACUUCCUGUUCACCCUGCUGGGAGUGUGGCUGGUGGAGAGAGUGGGCCGCAGGAAGCUCACUUUAGGCAGUAUCAUUGGCACAUGUUUGAGUUUGAGUCUGCUGGCCAUCGGUUUUCUAGUGACUGCCCAGCACAGCCCUCCUGUCACCUUCCACCCAUUAGACCCAUCUAUGGCCAACUCUACCUGCUCAAAAUACCAGCUGUGCGAGCCGUGCAUGCUGGACCCCGGGUGUGGCUUCUGUUACCGGGAGAAUGUGUCGGCGCUCCUCGCCUCCUCCUGUGUGCCUGUCAAUAAGGCCUCCACCGAGCGAGCAGCAUGGGGCAGGUGCUCCAACUCCAGCCUGAUUAAAGAUCGGACCUACUGGGCCUACAACUACUGUCCCACCUCCUACUCCUGGCUGGUCUUACUGGGUCUGGUCCUCUACCUGGCUGCUUUUGCUCCAGGGAUGGGCCCAAUGCCGUGGACCAUCAACUCAGAGAUCUACCCUCUGUGGGCGAGGAGCACAGGCAACGCCUGUGCAGCCGGAGUCAACUGGACCUUCAACAUCCUAGUGUCUCUCACCUUCCUACACCUGGCUCAGUACUUCACCUACUUUGGAGCUUUCUUUCUCUACUCCAGCCUGUCUUUGCUGGGUUUCUUCUUCAUCUACGGCUGCCUGCCAGAGACCAAGGGCCGCCGCCUUGAAGAGAUCGAAGCGCUGUUCGGAAACAGGCUUUGCUCCUGCGGCGCUUCUGACUCGGACGAGGCAAGGCAGGUGGAAUACAUCCGAGUCAAAGGUUCCAACUACCAUCUAUCGGACAACGACGCGUCUGACGUGGACUAAUGGGUAGGGCGGAAGUUUGGUUAGCUUGUGUGAUUUACUUAAAACAAUGCAGAGUGUAAUGUAAUAUGUUCAUCUUUUUUCUCUGUGUGAGCUGAUGAGCCACUGGGCGGUUGAUUACCACAGUUUUAAAGGCCUUUUGCCUGGGCAGGAUGUGAGUGUGUUCACACCCUAUUCAGUCAAACUGGUGACAAGUCAAUGACGCGUUGGCCUGUUCUCUUAAUUGGGGUGAACUAACGCAACAUCUGGAGUCCCGCGUGCUUUUGUCGACAGCUAAAUUUCGCACCAUACAAAUAUCUAUCGCCUUUUCCACACAUCACAGACGUAGUUUCUCUUGAGGUGAAAACAUGACGGUUGUAUGUGCAAAAUACAAAGGACAUUCCUUUCUCAGGAAGUCCACCAAUGACGAUUUACUUUACAAAAAUGGCUGCAGAUUGGUAUCCGUAGGAUGUUCUUAAUACUUCGAACAGUUGUUGCUUAAAUAUAUAAUUUAUGAUUUAUAUACAAUCUUGUACGUACAUAAUAGAAAGUAAAACCCAGCCGUUUGGUCAGCAAACGUUUCCAUCGAGGACUCCAUUUAAAAAGUUACAGUAAAUAUGGUCUUGAACCCACAAACUGCAGUUGUGAUACAUUGUCGAUUUGUAGUACCAUAAUGCCUUUCUAUACGAAACACAUCUCAGAUACAUGUUAUUGAAGCGUGUAGCAUAGCGCACUAAUGUCACUUGCUCAUCUGAUGGCCGUCUUAGUUUGUGGAAUAUUUUUAUGAAAAGCAAACACCAGAGAUGUACAGUAUAUUAUUUAGAAAACUGGUGGUAACAGUUGGUGCCUAAAUAAACCCACUCUUCAAUCUAGUAGCACUGCAAGGAAUACACGUUAUCUUUAUGUAAUAUAUGUUUAUAUUAUUUAAACAUUAUUUUGUGCCAAAGUAUCGCUCAAGAAUUAUAUCCGUGUUUUGUCUUGCAAUUCUGUUGCAUACUUGCCUCUGUCGGCAAAACCCUUCACUUUGACCCCAUGUUAUGAACACGUAAUGUGCAGCUAAGACUUGACUCAUAUCAAGACUUGACUUGUAUUCUGAGUAUUUCUUUCCAUCCUUGACAUGAUAAUAGUAGUGUCUGUGUAGUGUGAAGGUCCCUAAUGGCCGUUUUUCAGUCCGAACCCCGAGUUGGACAUUUUAAAUCAUGUUAUAAUAAUUAGAUCUACAUAGCUUUUUUAAAUUAUUUGACAUGUACAUGUUUACAUUUUUUACUAUAAUUUACCGUAUUUUUGUCUUCCUCCAUAGCCUUAUGUACAAAUAGCGGAGCAUGUAAUUUACGUGGUUCUCCUGUCAAGCGUCGAGGAGUUGGCUUUAGCGUGAUUUGUUGUUUUGUAAAGAUUGUAUGAGGUUACACCUCGUUAGUCAGAUACAUUUCUGUGUUUGGGAGUAGACUACGGAGUAACGUUUUGUAUUUAAUCAAAACAGGUAAAUAAUGCAUAAACAGGCUGCACUGUUACUGUGUCCAGUUAACUGGUACAGUUCCAGCAUUUUUGACGCAGGGGUCCUUACCCAUUAUCUAUUGAUAAGAUAAAAUACCUCUUUUUAAUAAUGAACUUUUCAAAUAUGAAGCUGUUCAUCAAAUGCCGUGGCACAAUGCAAUGAAAUUUUCAGUGACCCGAGAAAGUAGUUGGAGAGAAGUAGCGGAUUUUAAUUCAAAAUGUGAAAGUAUUGUUUUAUGUUGGAUUUUCACUUCAGCGAGGAUGAGCUGUCUUUAAACAAGGCCAACUUGUUUUCUACUUGAAAGUAUUAUUACAGGUAAAAAAGACACAGAUAGAGCUCCAUAACAAUGAUUGUGUAAUUAUACUUGUGUUGACCAAAAUAUUUAACCUGAUUGUUUCAGCUGUUGACAUCCAGUUGUGUUACUACUGAGGUUGGGGACAUUCGAUGUGUACUUCCCGUGAAAUGGUGGCAAUUUAUUUUCUAUGUGAAACGACUAUGUGUGUUUCUACGGGUUACGAGGAACAACAAAAAUACCAAUAAAAAAUAAAAAAAAGAGUGUUGUAUAGUAUAUUUGAUUCUUGUUCAAGCUGUAUAUGUUUUGCUAGAGUUUAUAUUCUAUAUAAAAAAGUGGAUAUUCAAUAUGCAUAUGGAGACAGAAAUAAACUUAUGAAUCAAGA
Molecule: messenger RNA, 4334 nt
Organism: Gasterosteus aculeatus aculeatus (three-spined stickleback)
Lineage: Eukaryota; Metazoa; Chordata; Actinopteri; Perciformes; Gasterosteidae
Product: proton myo-inositol cotransporter
Biological process (GO): transmembrane transport; myo-inositol transport
Cellular component (GO): apical plasma membrane
Molecular function (GO): myo-inositol:proton symporter activity
Source: RefSeq, a predicted model, not a curated record